Macadamia integrifolia is the source of this 885-nucleotide messenger RNA. RefSeq lists its product as uncharacterized. The record is from RefSeq and is a predicted model, not a curated record. The transcript is spliced from 2 exons. Gene Ontology annotation, molecular function: DNA binding. The coding region runs from base 1 to 885 and encodes 294 amino acids. Lineage: Eukaryota; Viridiplantae; Streptophyta; Magnoliopsida; Proteales; Proteaceae.
AUGGGAAGACAAAAAGAAAAGUUUUGGCAACAUGCUGAGCAACUUGAUAGUUUACAUUUCAAAUGCAAAUUUUGUGAAAAACAAGUUUAUGGAGGGGUCACUCGACUCAAGUAUCAUUUAGCUAAGGUUAGUGGUCAUGAUGUUGCCUCUUGUGAGAAAGUAUCAGAUGAUGUCCAAGCAGAAGCUCUUCUUGCUAUUAAUUCUGAAUCAAGUAGCAAAAAGCGGAAGAGUUGUACCAGUGGUGAGAGUAUAGUUGGUUCUUCUCCUUUAGCUAUAACUAGUCAAAGGCAGUCCACAAUGGAGGAAAUGAUCCCUAAGAUGGACAAAUCAACUUGGGAGAAAUCUCUUCGUGAUCUUUUUAUUAAAAAUAACAUUUCUUUCAAUGUUGUUCAAUCGGAUGCUUUCAUCAAUUUUGUGAAGUGCACAACCCGUUAUGGUCCUAGUGUUCCUAUUCCAAGUUAUGGAACCCUUCGUGGAAGAAUAAUUCCUGAAGCAAGAAAGGACCUUGAAAAAUAUGCUGAAGAAGUAAAAUUUUCUUGGAAGCAAACUGGUUGUACAUUCAUGUCUGAUUCAUGGACUGACUUGAAGAAGCGGUAUUUUCUUAAUGUGAUUGCUUAUUCCCCAGGUGGUGCUCUCUUUUUGAAGUCAGAGGAGUGUUCUCAUGCUAAAUUGACUGCUUUUUAUAUAUUUGAUAUUCUUGAGAAAGAGAUUGAAAGUAUUGGCCCAAAUUUAGUGGUUCAGCUAAUUUCAGACAAUGCAUCCAAUUAUUCAAGUGCACUUGAUAUGCUUACUGGAAAGUAUCGUUGGUUGUUUAAGACUCGAUGUGCAGCCCAUGUUGAUGAGGAGUUUCACAAAGAAGGAUCUAAAAUAUCCUUGCAAAACUAG